Molecule: messenger RNA, 2565 nt
Organism: Menidia menidia (Atlantic silverside)
Lineage: Eukaryota; Metazoa; Chordata; Actinopteri; Atheriniformes; Atherinopsidae
Source: the annotation of a GenBank genome assembly
GGAAGUGGUCCCGCACGCGCAGACAGCUGAUCCGCUCGCGCUGACAGCUGCGCUAUUUGCGGCCGAGCGGCGACCAGACGUCCUCCGGACUGCGCGAAAUGGCUUCAGGCGACGGUAUCCGGAUCCCGAGCCGCCUGCCGCUGCUGCUGACCCACGAAGGGGUGCUGCUCCCGGGCUCCACGGUCCGCCUGAGCGUGGACUCCCCGCGGAACAUGCAGCUGGUGGGCCAGCGGCUCCUGAAGAGGAGCUCGCUGAAGAGCACCAUCAUCGGAGUGAUUCCCAACACCAGAGACCCCGAACACGACUCCGACGACCUCCCCACGUUGCACAAGAUCGGGACGGCCGGCAUGGCGGUUCAGGUGGUGGGCAGCAACUGGCCGAAGCCCCACUACACGCUGCUCAUCACGGGGCUGUGCCGCUUCCGGGUGGAGCAGCUGGAUAAGCUGGAGCAGUACACGGCGCCGGAGGCGGGGGGCGCCCUGGAGGCGGGCGGGGAGCUGCAGGAGCUGUCCAGCAACUUCUACCAGGCCGCCCUGCAGACGCUGCCCGACGUGGUGGCCUCCAUGAUCCGCACCUCCAACCAGGAGAAGCUGCAGGUGCUGGACGCGGUGAGCCUGGAGGAGCGUUUCCGGAAGGCGCUGCCUCUGCUGACCCGGCAGAUCGAAGGACUCCGGCUGCUGCAGAAGACCAGGAGGGCCAGCCCCGACAACGAGAAGCGGGUUUUAUCGGUGCGUAAGGGCGGCGUCUUUCCCGGCCGGCAGUUUGGCCUGGACGAGGAGGACGAGGAUGAGGACGGGGACGAGGCGGCGGCCCUGGAGAGGAAGGUCCUCGGCGCCAACAUGCCCGAAGCUGCACACAAAGUGUGUCUGAAAGAGCUGAAGAGACUGAAGAAGAUGCCUCAGUCCAUGCCUGAAUAUGCCCUGACCAGGAACUACCUGGAGCUCAUGGUGGAGCUGCCCUGGAGCAGAAGCACCAAAGACUGCCUGGACAUCCACGCCGCCCGCACCCUCCUGGACAACGACCACUACGCCAUGGACAAGCUGAAGAGGCGCACCAGUGUGGGCCGCUCCAUCGCCAGGACUCUGGGCCGGGAGUUCCAGCGCAUCGCUCUGGGGGGCGUCUGCGACCAGUCCGACAUCCGGGGCCACAGGCGGACCUAUGUGGGCAGCAUGCCCGGCCGCAUCAUAAACGGCCUGAAGACGGUGGGGGUCAACAAUCCCGUCUUCCUCCUGGACGAGGUGGACAAGCUGGGGAAGAGCCUGCAGGGGGACCCGGCCGCGGCGCUGCUGGAGCCCCUCUGUGGCCGUAACCCUGUGGGGAACCCCUCCAGUCCAGUGCGCUCAGCCCUCUGCCCCCCACAGGUCCUGGACCCGGAGCAGAACCACAGCUUCACAGAUCACUACCUCAACGUGGCCUUUGACCUUUCCCAAGUGCUCUUCAUCGCCACGGCCAACACCACGGCCACCAUCCCGCCGGCGCUGCUGGACAGGAUGGAGGUGCUGCAGGUUCCAGGCUACACGCAGGAGGAGAAGGUGGAGAUCGCUCAGCGCCACCUGAUCCCCACCCAGCUGGAGCAGCACGGCCUGACGCCCCAGCAGCUGCACCUGCCCCCCGACAGCACGCAGCACAUCGCCUGCAGGUACACCCGGGAGGCCGGCGUGCGCUCGCUGGAGAGGAAGAUCGGGGCCGUCUGCCGGGCCGUGGCCGAGGCUGCUGUUAGACCACGUGGUGCCUUCAGGGCCGUCUCUGUGUCUGAGCUGAGCUCUGAAACAGCCUCUGCCCCGCCCCCAGAUGGAGCCACGCCCCCAGACGGAGCCCCGCCCCCGGAGCUGCCCAUCGUCAUCGACCCCGCCGCCCUGAGGGACAUCCUGGGGCCCCCCCUGUUCGAGCUGGAGGUGUCGGAGCGGCUCACGCUGCCGGGCGUGGCGCUGGGCCUGGCCUGGACGCCGCUCGGCGGCGAGAUCAUGUUCGUGGAGGCCAGUCGGACGGAGGGCGAGGGCCAGCUGACUCUGACCGGCCAGCUGGGGGACGUCAUGAAGGAGUCCGCCCACCUGGCCAUCAGCUGGCUGAGAGCCAACGCCAAGACCUACCAGCUGACCAACAUGGCGGGGAGCCCGGACCCUCUGGAGGGGACGGACAUCCACCUGCACUUCCCCGCCGGCGCCGUCACCAAGGACGGCCCCUCGGCCGGCGUUACCAUAGUGACCUGCCUGGCCUCGCUGUUCAGCGGCCGGCUGGUCAGGUCGGACGUGGCGCUGACGGGGGAGAUCACGCUGAGGGGGCUGGUGGGGGGGAUCCGGGACAAGGUGCUGGCGGCCCACCGGGCCGGCGUCAAGCGGGUGGUCAUCCCCCGCCGGAACCAGCAGGACCUGGACGAGCUGCCCGCCAACGUCCGGGCCGACCUCGACUUCGUCGCCGCCGGCAACCUGGACGAGGUGCUCAACGCCUCCUUCGACGGAGGGUUUCCCACGGUGACCGGCGUUCAGGCGGUCCACGGGCUGAGCAGCAAGCUGUGACCCAUCCGGUUCAGGUCUCAGCCGGGUUCAGGUCUGGGUCCAGGUCCGG